Messenger RNA from Neogale vison (American mink), 2585 nucleotides. It is a transcript of the gene ZBBX, whose product is annotated as zinc finger B-box domain containing. The record is from RefSeq and is a predicted model, not a curated record. Gene Ontology annotation, molecular function: zinc ion binding. Lineage: Eukaryota; Metazoa; Chordata; Mammalia; Carnivora; Mustelidae. The transcript has 19 exons. The coding region runs from base 1 to 2514 and encodes 837 amino acids. Gene Ontology annotation, biological process: cilium movement. Gene Ontology annotation, cellular component: motile cilium.
AUGAACUCCAAAGAUUUUGUAGUUCUUCCUUGGGGAAAACCUGGAAAUUCUGUAAAGCUGAAAUACAAAAAUGCUCAGGAACUGAGGAUGGAGAAGGUCCAAUUAGAACUGGAGAAUCAACAGAUGGAAAAGAAGCUACAGGAAUUCCAAUCAGCCCGGAGUAAAGAAAAGGAAGAAAGAGAGUCAAGUGGAUAUCACUGGAAAUCUGGACGAGUGGGAAAAUUGGGUAAUCAAUCACACAUGAUGUCACAAAAUAAAGGAAAUAUUAUUAAGUUUUCUGCUGGAAAAGUGAAAUUAAAAUUACUGAAGGAGCAACUUCAAGAUCCAGUGAAACCACAACUUAAUUAUAAGAUGGCCAAUCCUUCUGAAAGUAAAAAAUCCAAGAUAAAAGGGAAGGUUUGUGGACAGUGUGAGAACAAAGCUGCUCUGCUGGUAUGCCUUGAAUGUGGAGAAGAUUAUUGUUUGGGUUGCUUUGCUAAAAUUCACCAAAAGGGGGCACUGAAGCUCCAUAGAACAACUCUUUUGCAGGCGAAAUCUCAAAUGUUAUCCAAUGUGUUGGAUGCUGCCCAUCGUUUUAUCAAGGAAGUUAAUCCAGAUGAACCCAAAGGGAAUAAUCAUUCUGCAGAAGAAAUUAAUAAAAGUGAGAACAAGCCCAAAUCUCUUCUACAGGGGAGCCACUCUGGGGUAGAAGUUCCAACCACAAAAAGAGCAGAGUGUUCACAUUCAAAAGAUAGGCUCCUCUGGGAAGGGUCAUUUGAUGAAGAAACUUCUGCCCAGUCCUUUCCGGAAACUUUAAAUCAAUGGAGAACUGGACAUCAAGAUGACAACGAGAAACAGAAUUCACCUGCAGCAAAAGCAGACUCAUUGGAAGAAAGUGAAGUACAAACUAAUCUGAAAAUUUGGAGAGAACCACUCAAUAUUGAAUUUAAAGAAGACAGUCUAUCCUAUAUGGAAAAGUUAUGGCUUAAAAAACACAGGAGAACUCCACAGGAGCAACUUCGAAACAUGCUACCCGAUACAUUCAUACCUCAAUGUAAAACAGCGAGUGAGGCACAGUGUUCCCGGAAUGAAAGUGAUGAAGAUAGUGAUGUUGAGGAGACCAAAGUACAAUACCCAGCGCCUUUUCUGCCAGUAGAAGAACUAAACAUAGAGAGACCUGAGCCAUCUCUAAAAAUAGUUGAACUGGAUGAUACUUAUGAAGAGGAAUUUGAAGAACCAGGAGACCCAGUGCCCUACAAAGUUGAGUUAGCAGAUGCGGAUAGUCAACAAAGUUGCACAUUUCAUGAUUAUCAGAAUACUUUUCUAUAUGAAACUGACAUCCAUCAACGUCACGUUUCCACCAAGGGAAAAACAGAACUCUUACAUCUUCAUCUGAACAACAGCUCUUCUUACUGUAAAAAUAACUCAAAAGCAGGAACUUCAAAUACUGAAUUUGAAAUGAUUGUGGAUCCUGAUGUUUAUUCUCCUGCCAUUGAGAAAAUAGGGGAAAGCAGCAUUUCUGAAAGAAAUUUCAAAGAUAAAAUGAUAGAUACAGAGAGUAAUCAAAAGUCUGGUGAUUCCUGCGUAUCACUUGAGAGCAAGGCUUCUUUGCCAAGCGUAGAUUUAAAAAAACCUUCCAGUAAGGAGCAGUUACCUCAGGACAUCAAAGAAUCCUUGGAAUUUAGCAAUCUGCAUGAGAGGCCAAACUUUGAAGACUUUGAAGAUUCUAAAGCUACAGAGUCGCCACUGUUGUUACAAGAAAUAGCCCUCAGAAGUAAGCCUAUAACUGAACAAUAUCAAGGACUUGAAAGAUUCUUUGUUUUUGAUAAAAAUGAAAGACUCAACUUACUUCCUUCUCAUAGCUUAGAAUGCAGCUAUUCCAGUACUAGGAUUACAACUGCAGGAGACAGAGAGUGGAUUCCAGACCAUAGCAUAAGUACAUAUGCUGAUAAUGGAGUCACCUUGGGUGUUCUGCAGAGUGCCCAGAACCCGUCAACGAGUAGAACACAACGAAAAAUGGGCCAGAUAUCCCAGAGACCUUCAACAGCAAAUUUAUCCCUUUCCAACUCUGUUAAAAAAAGCUCCAGCUGCCCUGUCUCCUCCCAUCCUCGGUCAAGAAGUGCAGCUGCUCGACCAUUGUCUAGAGCCGCUUCUGAAAUUUCAGAAAUUGAAUAUAUUGAUACUACUCACCAUACCGAGCCAUUCUUAGAUGGCACUGCUGAUCAGCAAACCUUAGACAGUUUGGAAAAAGAAUUAAAUGUCCUGAGAAAUCUUGCAGAUCCUUCAGAAAAGCUUUACAGCCUAACCUCAGAAGAGUUACCAGCCUUCAACAACCAUUCGCUGAACAUAAGUCAGACUACCCUAGAUUUCUGUAAGACCUCAAGUGCAAGAGGCCUCUGUGCAGUUGAGGAAUGGAGCUCUUUUGAAAGAGAUACUGAAGCUCAGUCUUUGCUGACACUUUCUGAAAGCAGCAUAGAUGAGGAGGAAGAGGAUUUUCUUGACAAGCAACAUGUCAUCAUGCUAUCGUGGUCAUAGAGUGCCUCUUGAUAAUCAUCAUAUGUUCAUUACUUUUUCGAUUUUGUACCCAAAGUAAAGCAAACAGCUGA